AAAGGGAGGGAGCCGGACGCGGAAGUGGUGGCAGCGCCUGGGGACCAGGUGGAGGCGGUGACCGCGACGUCUGAGACGAGAUCCCAGCGCCGAGGGGAGCGGCCUUGCAGAAAGGCAUCCGCCUUGUAGGACCUAUAUGAGGUGCAGAGGCGCCUGGGCCUCCCUUCUCCGCCUCAUCGAGCUCCCAGAGUGAUGGCGAUGGUGAUGGCGGCAGUGCCUCGGACAGCCCCAGUGAAACCGCGCUUCGAGAGAUACGUCCAGAAAGUGCCCAGAAGAAACUUCCUGCCAGAAAAACUGAAAAAACAAUAUUCAUAAUACUGGAAUUUGUGGAUAAUUUGUUAAAAUGGCGGAAAAUAGUGAAAAUAAUAGUAAAAAUGUAGAUGUAAGGCCCAAAACUAGUCGGAGUAGAAGUGCUGACAGAAAGGACGGUUAUGUGUGGAGUGGAAAGAAGUUAUCUUGGUCAAAAAAGAGUGAAAGCUGUUCAGAUGCUGAAACAGUGAAUUCUAUAGAGAAAACUGAAGUUCCUUUAAGGAGCCAAGAAAGAAAGCACAGCUGCUCAUCUAUCGAGUUGGAUUUAGAUCAUUCCUGUGGGCAUAGAUUUUUAGGUCGAUCUCUUAAACAGAAACUGCAAGAUGCUAUGGGGCAGUGUUUUCCAAUAAAGAAUUGUAGUAGUCGGCAUCCUUCAGGGCUUUCAUCUAAAAGAAAAAUUCAUAUCAGUGAACUCAUGUUAGAUAAGUGUCCUUUCCCACCUCGAUCCGAUUUAGCCUUUAGGUGGCAUUUUAUUAAACGACACACUGCUCCUAUAAAUCCCAAAUCAGAUGAAUGGGUAAGCACAGACUUGUCUCAGAGUGAAUUAAGGGAUGGUCAGCUAAAACAAAGAAGAACCGUGGAAGAAGAGGUGAACUGUUUCCCGCAUACCAUUGUUCAGCCCUGUGUCAUAACCACCAACAAUGCUUCAUGUCGAGGUGGUCCUAUGACUGGCUCUGUGAUGAACCUGGUUUCAAAUAACAGUAUAGAAGAUAGUGAUAUGGAUUCAGAUGAUGAAAUUAUAACACUUUGCACAAGUUCCAGGAAAAGAAACAAACCCAAAUGGGAAACAGAUGAAGAAAUCCUGCAGUUGGAAACACCACCUAAGUAUCACACCCAGAUUGAUUACGUUCACUGUCUUGUACCAGACCUCCUUCAGAUCAAUAACAAUCCGUGUUACUGGGGAGUUAUGGAUAAAUAUGCAGCUGAAGCUCUACUAGAAGGAAAACCAGAGGGGACCUUUUUACUUCGAGACUCAGCACAGGAAGACUAUUUAUUCUCUGUUAGUUUUAGGCGUUAUAGUCGUUCUCUUCAUGCUAGAAUUGAACAGUGGAAUCACAACUUUAGCUUUGAUGCACAUGAUCCGUGUGUCUUCCAUUCUCCUGACAUUACUGGGCUCCUAGAACACUAUAAGGACCCAAGUGCCUGUAUGUUCUUUGAACCACUUUUAUCCACUCCUUUAAUUCGGACUUUCCCGUUUUCCCUGCAGCACAUAUGCAGAACAGUCAUUUGUAACUGUACAACUUAUGACGGCAUUGAUGCCCUUCCAGUUCCUUCUGCUAUGAAAUUAUAUCUGAAGGAAUAUCACUAUAAAUCAAAAGUUAGAGUACUCAGGAUUGAUGCACCAGAACAACAGUGCUAAGAAAAGGGUAGGAACACGGGAAUGAUUAUAUACGUGUUUUUAUUUAAUAUUUUUCUUAUUAUGCGGCUUUGAAUUUUUCUACAAGGGCAGUUAGAGUCCAAAAUAAACCUCUGCCCUAAAUUUUACUUCCAAAUCAGUUUUAUUUUUCUUAUGAUACACUGAUUGUUUAAGGUUACAGACCAGGGGUUAAUGGAUAUUUUUAACCAGGUGUUUGGUUUUUGUUUUUACCAUGUAGAUUGUAUACUUAAUUUUUUUCUUUUCUUCAUUGUAAUUUGCAUAUGAUCCAUGGAUAUUUGACAUUUGGUAGGCAUUGCAAAUAGUUAACUAAUCUGUAUUUCAGACUUUUCUUCCAAAAUAAUCUUAUGUCCUUUCCUACCAUGUAAAAUGCUUUAACCUAUGCCAUUGAUAUUCCUAUACAGAAAAUAUAAUUUCCCCAACCCCUUUUCAGGCUUGUUUUAAAAUUUUUUGGUAAAGCUGAGUGUGUUGUAGUUCACAAUCCAUACUAAUGUAAUUGACUUUUGUAAUUUACUAAUAGGGAUGUUAAAGGUAACAAAAUUGAUUAAAAUCAAACUAGAUGUAUUUUCAUUUUAAAUAUUAACUAUAAGCAGAAUUACAGGAUUACUAAAUUCGAUUAAUCUGGUCAGUAAGAAUCAAAUGAGACCAUGACAUUUUGGAGGUGAAUUUAUUCUACAGUGUGGCAUGGUCAUUUGUUAUUCCUGGAAUAGAUCGUUCUCUCAAUGUGGAAGAGUUACCCUCUUCAGAACAUAAAUAUUGUUCUUUUCUCAUUGGAAGUUUUAAAAAUAAUGAUAACACUAUUAAUAACUAAUAGUUACUAAAGUACUAAAGCAACUGUGGGGUUUUUCUGUAUUUAUUUAUGAACUGUUGUUUCUACUUAGCUUUUUUAUAGAAAAUCUGAGCCUGUUACUUUGGGGAGAUGCCACAGUUUAUACAGCCACAAAUUUCCAUUGGUAACUAAAGUGUACCUAAGUAGUUUUUAGUUAUUUUAAAUUGAGCUUGAAUAAAGAUUCAAGAAGUAAACAUGGAACUCAGUAUUCAAGAAGCUUAAUAGUGUUUUUAAUUUUCAGGUUUCAAAUAAUUAUUUCUGUCUUCAGAAUUAACAUGUCUUCAUUGUGGCUUCAAAAAAAGAAGACAUUUUGAGAGCUCAUGGCUUAUGCCAUACUGAACAAUACUGGGCACCAGGUGUAAUCUUUCAAAUUUACUAUCCCAAGAGCAGGGAAACAUUUCUAGAAACAUCAAUAUCCCAAUAUAAUAAAGAUAAAUGGAGUGAUAUCCUAUCCUACUCCUCUUUUUUUAAAGAAUCAAUGAAUAAUAAAUUUCCUAGACAGUUGUUUCUUCUGGCAAACUAUAUACCCCUUGUGGAAACUGGCAUUUUAAAUAUCAUAGUAAUUGAUUUCUUGAUGGUAGUUUAGCUCUAGUACGAAGCUGCUUCUACCUGGAUUGUAAGAAAUUUGACUCAGAUUUCCACGUUAGAACAGAUGUUUCUUAAGUAUCAUUGCUUUUGUGUGGAAGUAGCAUUUCCCUUUCCGAAAUUCUGCUGUUAACAUAAAGAUGGCAUUUUUUUCUCAGUGAUCUCAAGAUUGUCUUGGUCCCAGUGAGGGAUAGCUAGUAAAGUGGCACCUCUCUUAGCAGUGAUGAGGCUCAGGAUAUCGUAACACCAAUGUCAGGAUAAAUAUCUCUUCUAAAGAUGAUAUUUCCCUUUACAAAAGUAGGAAAGUCUCAUACUACCUCAUCUUUCUUGUGGCGCUUUUGUAGAUCACUGAGAAGCUUAUCUUAUUUACCAAUAUAACAAUUCCUAAAUAUCCAUCUUUGGUGAAAGAAAAUUAAUAGUAUAGUAAGACUCUACCCAUGAUUAUAGUUUUUUAUCAGAAUUUGAUAAGACUUUCUGUUUCUGUGAAACAAUUAUUAUUUUAAAUAUCUUUCCUUUAAAAAUAACUUUUUAUCUACAGAAAAACCUAAGGGGUGACUAGCUAACAAAUAUUCUGUUAAAGGGUAAUUUUAUAAAGAAAAAUGAAAUAUAGUUAUGUUGUCUUUUAUAAUGAUAAAAAUUAGUGUUUAUAUGAAAAUCAAGAUCUAAGUAGCUUUUCAUAUAUUCAAACUGGUUGCUUGUGAUAUAUUUUCUCUGGCUUUCUUAUUUUUUCAACUUCAAGGUAUUAAUAGCUAUUACCAUUUUCAAAGUACUGCCAUAAAUAUAGCCUUUAAGUGAUGAUCUGAUAAAUGAGAGCAGGGAAGAGACUCGUUUACUCUGAAAUGGUUUGUAUUUUUCCUUUGGUAUUUGCUACAGUGAAAAGAAAUCUGCAAAGUGGAUAUAUAAAGACUUGAGAAGGGAACUGUUCAUGAUGAAGGAAAAAGAAAAGUGAUAAUUUUUUAAAGCACUAAGGGGUUGGAAUUUAGGAAAGUUAACCCCUUUCUCAGUGACUUUAUGAGGACUCAUUUAGAAGAGCAUGCAAAGAGCAUCCAUUUAGAAACUAAUUCAUUUAAAAAAUGUAAUUAUUGGAAUCUAUAAGUAAAAUGAGUAAGUUUUGAGAGGAACAAUGUGGAAAGCUACAAGUAUAUCUAAAUAUAAAUUUUGUGACUCUAAGACGCUGUGAGCAUGUGAAAAGUGUAAAUUCCAGAGUUGAGAAAGCAUUCAGCAUGGUGGAAAUGUUCAGAGCUUAUUGGUAAGAGAGGCUGGGGCUAAAAUAAACAAGAUAAAAUAUUAAAAUUAAGAAUUUAGGCAUUACCUCAGGGAAAAGCCUUGACAGUGAAAGGGACCUAUUUAAUCGCUAAAAGCUAGUCUGGACCACACACUUAACUGCACUUUGGGAAUCCUGCACUAAUCAGAACUAUGCUUGACUUUUCUAUUUCUCUCUGAAGCUUUUCAGGACAUACCCCUCCCCACCCCUUUUUUUAAGCUACAGCAUCUUGAUUUAUAAUAUAAUUCCUGAAAUAUGCUGAAUGGAUUGUUUUAGGUUCCAUGAGCAUUUUUGUAUGAAGAAUUGUAUGUGAUCUUUCUAUAACCAUGCCAUUCACUUAAAUAAUUCAUAGAGGGAAUGGUUUAAUUUAAAGGAAGACCUAAUAGGAAGAAGAUUAAAGGAAGCUUUUAGCCUGUGGCUAGAUUUAUUGAUUUGGUGAUCAGACCUGUGUUCUUUCCUGAAUUUCAGCUAAUGGCAAACUGUGGUCGAAAAAUGGCUUUCAGUUAAAAGUUUGACUUAUUAUAAAUAAUAUAAAGAAUCUCUUAGUAAUUAGAAAUCCUUUAAAAAGUAGAGCAAAUGUGGCAAAUAGGACUCAUAUCAUUAUACAAAUUCCAUUUCUUGUUAUAAGAAAAACACAAACCAUUAUCAUUUAUUCAUGAGCCAAAGCCAUUAAGAACAUAAAUCAAGUUAUCAGCUUCCUGUCUCUCUCAAGUUUGGAUCAUAUUAUAGAUCCACGUAAUAGAGAGCUUCCUUCCUGUGAAACAAAAACCUUGAGACCUGGUUCUUAUAAAUAUACUCUUAGUUUUCAUUAAAAAAUUUUGUCAGUUUUAGCUAUAUCAGUCAAAUAGGUUAUAUAUUGAUUUUGGUAGAGCAAAUUUCACAGGAAAGCAGACUUAUAAGACAUUCCUGGAGACAACACAAGGAAAACAGUGUUUAAAUGUAUAAUAGCCCGUGGGUUAGAUAAUUUAAUACUCAAAUGAAUAAAAGAUUCUAAGUCAAGCAGAUUAUUCUUCCUACUUUGGGAAAAAAGUCUUUGCAAUUUUGGUUUUAACAAUCAGUUUCAUCAUUUCUAAAGAUUGAACACAAAGCACAAAGGGUUUUUCUUUUUUAAUGGCCUGCCAGAAAUGAGCAACACUACAAGAGUCUCUAUAUAUUCUAAUACAUUAAGAUAUUGGACACAAGAUGGAGGUAACUUUUUGAAACAGAUUGGCUUCUAAGUUGAAAUGUAAACUAAUGGAUAUAACCCAAUGGAAAGGGAUUUAGGGCACGAGUCCUAUUUCAGAUAAAGCCCGAGUCUAUUUUUUAUUUGCUUUUUUAAUUUUGAAUAAUCCUAAAUCUUUGCCUUCAUAUCCUAGCAUAUAAAAUGUAAGUAAUAGUACUUGUCACUUGACUUCCUGAAGGAUAAUUCUUCAGUUAAGAGGUGAGCCCUUGAAGCGUACUUGAAAAUAAUUUCUAUACAGCCAUUAAGUACUAAUGUGAUGAUAGGUUUUCAAAGCAUCCCCUUCGUGGACCCUGCAGAUUCACAUUCACUUUGGCUUGACUUGACAAUAGAGAUAACAGUACAAUUUGAAUUUAUGGUUUAGACUCUGCAAUUAAAUGAAGAGUUGCAGUUUCCUCCUACCCUUAAUAAGGUUUAUGUAAUAGUGAUGUUUGCCUAAGUUAUCCUCAAAGUUAAUUACACUUGCAGGAAGUAAAGAGAAUCGCUUUUGCAGUGGUUAUAAUCAAAUCUAAGCUUUCAGAUUUGAGAGAGUGUAAAAUUCAAAGAGGUUUACUUUAAUUAUGGUGACUUUUCUAGAACUGGAUAAAUUCUGUAUAAAGCAAGUCUGAACUUGAUAUAUACUUGGAUAUACAGAGUAUACGUAGUGACUGCACAAAGCUAUUAGAACUCUUGACAGUCAGGUUUGUAUGAUCCACUUCUCACCCAAAAAGAAGGGAGGCUCUUUCCAUUUCUAGUUGUAAUCCUGAAGUUGAAUGUUUCUUCUUGGAUGUGAGUUCAAAUAAAUUGAAUAAAUUUUCAUUUCUUCUUAAUUAAAACUUCAUAUAUAAAAUCCAAA
Equus caballus (horse) is the source of this 6416-nucleotide messenger RNA. RefSeq names its product suppressor of cytokine signaling 4 (gene SOCS4). The record is from RefSeq and is a predicted model, not a curated record. Gene Ontology annotation, molecular function: 1-phosphatidylinositol-3-kinase regulator activity. Gene Ontology annotation, biological process: positive regulation of proteasomal ubiquitin-dependent protein catabolic process; negative regulation of epidermal growth factor-activated receptor activity; intracellular signal transduction. Gene Ontology annotation, cellular component: phosphatidylinositol 3-kinase complex. Lineage: Eukaryota; Metazoa; Chordata; Mammalia; Perissodactyla; Equidae.